Leptosomus discolor (cuckoo roller) is the source of this 525-nucleotide messenger RNA. The record is from RefSeq and is a predicted model, not a curated record. Lineage: Eukaryota; Metazoa; Chordata; Aves; Leptosomiformes; Leptosomidae.
GCAGCUUUGUCUACUCCUGAACGCAGAAAACAUCUUCCACUCCAUGGCAGACAUACUGCUUCGGGAAGAGGACCUCAAGUUUGCCUCCACCAUGGUCCACACGCUGAACACCAUCCUGCUGACAUCCUCCGAGCUCUUCCAGCUAAGGAACCAACUGAAGGACCUGAAGACCCCGGAAAGCCGUAACCUCUUCUGCUGCCUGUACCGGUCCUGGUGUCACAACCCUGUGACAACCGUGUCCCUCUGCUUCCUUACCCAGAACUAUAAGCAUGCCUAUGACCUCAUCCAGAAAUUCGGGGAUCUGGAGGUCACCGUGGAUUUCCUCACCGAGGUGGACAAGCUGGUGCAGCUCAUUGAGUGCCCCAUAUUCACAUAUCUCCGCCUGCAGCUGCUGGAUGUGAAGAACAACCCCUACCUGAUCAAAGCUCUCUAUGGCCUGCUGAUGCUGCUGCCCCAGAGCAGCGCCUUCCAGCUCCUCUCCCACCGCCUGCAGUGUGUCCCCAACCCUGAGCUUAUGCAGACCAC